UCCUCAGUUGAAUCGCAUUAUUUGUAGUGGAUGAAUCUGAUGAGCUAUAAAGUUCCCGUUCACAGGUGGCCAGGAGGGGCGGUCAGAACGUAACAACAAACAAUACAACAACAAAUACAAUAAUACAACAACAAUACAACAACAAACAAUACAACACAAUAGGACAUUGUACGGGGUGGUCCAGUUGUCUUGGGACCCUCAUUUAAUUCUAAAAAACGAAUAUAUAUAUUUUUAAAGAGUAAGGUGUAUUUAAAACAAAUGUAUAUGCAAAUGAGACAAAUGCUCGUGGGGUCGAUUAUUGUUGCCGCGAUACCGUGAUCACGACACCCACCAGUCACAUGACCCCACGUGACCCUCUCCCUUUGUUGACCUCGCGAGCACCGCGCUGGGGGUCAACUUCGCGUGCGAGUGGAGGUCGACGCGCACCUCGAGCAGCCUCGUGCGCCCCCUAUCGCAGCCUCACAACCAAAGACAAAGAUCCCCCGUGUAGCUUUAACAGACUGUCGGGGCCAAGUGCUGUUAGCGAGCGCCUAUGAAGGUCAGUGAGGUGGUCCGGCGUUGCUUGCCAUGGCUAUGCUUGAAGUCUCCAUCAAUCCCAGAGAAGACUUCUCCGGGUGGCUGUCCGCCCACGGCGGGAGCGCACGCGCCGUCGAGGCCGUGGACACGGAGCUCGGCGUCGCCGACUAUGAAUCCUUCCUGGCCUGCGCCGAGCAGCCGCAGAUUCGUGCUGAGUUCCUCUCUGCCGCCAAGCAGAGGCUGCCUUUCGCUUUCUACGCCGCAGUGCGCAGAGCCACAGAAGCGCUGCUUACCAAGCGACAGGAGAGAAGCGGCAGGUUUUCUCUGCUGCCCGGGUCUCACUCCGGCCCCCCGCUGCAGCCUUUUCUCAGUGGCUUGUUGGAAGCCAUCGUUCUGAUGCUCAGCACCCUGAGCCAGGAGCUGCAGCAGUCGGCGGAGAGGUUCAGCUGCCUGGAGCCUGCGCUCUACAUGGACACGCUGGAGGACCCGGAUGCUGGAGUCUGCUCAAACGCAGCUGAGGAAUAUGAGACUUUGGCCGAUCCGUGCAUGACGGAAGAUUCUCAAGAUGCGCACGAGGAGAACAUGGAGGUGCUGCUGGAGCCAGGCCCCACGAGGAUUUUUGUGAAAAGAGACGACAGCUUGCCCAGGGGAAUUGCCUCGCCUCGAGAGAAGGCCCCAGGUCCCGCAAGGCUGUCGCCGGCGCUGGAGGUCACUCUUGGAGACAUUAAAACACCCGAAACGUUGGUGGAGGUCAAAGUCGAAAAAGAUGACAUCUCAAGAGACGAUUCGUUUGGAGGGUCCCCAAUAGAUGAAAUGUUUGAUGCCGUGGCCCAAUGUGGAGAUCUAAACGAUGGCGACGAACACGACAACCCAGAGCGUUGUGCGUGGAACCUCGACGCAGAAGCAGGCGUCAUCAUACACGUUGAUAACAUCAAAUCCAAGGAGGCUCGUUCGAUGUCGAUGAACGUGGAGUCCGCUGUGAUGCGGUGCGGAGCGCCGGAGGAGCCUUGCGGCAACACGGGCUGCUCGGCGUCAUCACUCGGGCAUGACGACGCUACCUCGUGGAGUGUGCGGAAAGAUUCACGGCAGGGUCUCCGCGGCCAGGGACAGUCUCGCUGCGUUGGCGCCUCGCUGCCCCGAGCGUGCGAGAGCAGCGGGCAGCACGCCCCUAGUGCCCACAUCGCCAACGCCACUACCGCCACAGCGCAGCCUCUACAGCAGCACCAUGCAGAACCCAGAAGGGAGGAUGGUAAGAGGAAAGCGUGCACCAUCGCUGGAAUAUACCAACAGAAUGUAGCACUGUUAAACUGUUUCAGAAAUGGCAGGAUCGCUACGAAUGACAGUGCAGCGCCUCUCGCCGACAUGGAAGCCAGCGUGAUCAGACCGCACUUCCAAACAGAUGCAGAAAUCAUUGACGCCAGAAGUCUAAACAUGAACUCUGCAAGUGGAAGUGCCAUACAAAAUUGCGUUAAGCGCUUAAAAGUAACCGCCCCCCAUAUUCAAAACACAUGCAGAGAAGCGGGGGAGAAGCCCUACCAGUGCAAGGUGUGUGGCCAGAAGUUCAGGGACCUGCAGUACUUUCGGAAGCACGAGCGGAUCCACGCAGGAGAGGUUCUGUUUGCGUGCGAGCAGUGUGGGAAGGUGUUCCUACAGUCGUUCGACUUGAUCCGGCACAAGCGCAUUCACACCGGCGAGAAGCCCUUUGCAUGUGCGGAGUGCGGCAUGGCUUUCCGGCUCAAGCACCACCUUGUGGGCCAUCAGCAAAGACACACACGUGACAAAGAUAGAAUCUUAGCCCAUGCCAAUUUGGAAAGCCUACCUCCAAGCAAUGUCAUCCACACAGCUGACAUUUAAACCACCAGGUAGAGAAUCGAAUCUGUCUGCCAUUGUACCUGUCCGCCAUUCAUUAAGUAAACAUGUUUCUGUGGCCAUCAGGGAGACGCACAGUGUUGCUUUUAAUUGAAACGUAACACUUGUACGGUAUACACACUGGCCUGCUAGAUCAGUGGUAAUAGUGAGUAGGCAGCCCUUUAAACAGCUGGGGGGGGUCAGAUCCCUAACGGCUGCUGAUGUCGCUGCGGCAGUUGAGGGCCUUCAUAGCGGCAAAGCUGCUGGUGUGGACGAGAUUUGCCCAGAGUUAUUGGAAGCGCUGGGCAGUGUAGGAGUGUCGUGGUUAACACGCCUCUUCAAUGUUGUAUGGAAGGCAGGUACUGUACUUCUGGAUUGACAAACUGGUGUCGUGGUUACCAUUUUUUUUUAAAAGAGGACCAGAGGGUGUUCUCCAACUACAGAGGAAUCGCACUCCUCACCGUCCCGGGUCAAGUUUAUGCCAGAGUGCUAGAGAGGAGGCGCCUGGUAAGGACGCCUCCUGAUAGACUGCCCCUGGAACUCUACCAGGAACGUCCCACUGGGCGAAUACCCCGGGGCUACCCCAGGACACGCUGGCGGGGGACUAUGUCGCUCAGCUGGCCUGGGGACGCCUGGGAAUUCCCCAAGAAGAACUUGAGUCGCCAGGGAAAAGGAGGUCUAGACCGCCUUACUCAGCAUGCAUGCUGCUGCCGCGACCCUCACCAGGACAAAGCGGACUGAGGAACGAACGAGGUGUGCGGGCAGAAACCGUUUCACAGCAACGCGUUUCGUCCCGUGCCCAAGCGACUGCGCGUAUGGUGAUCAACUGUUGGGUCAGCGUGCACAGUUGAUUGCGCGUCUUGUCAUCCAUCCAUAAGCAAUUUCUGACCAUGGCAGUUCGAACACACAAGGCUGCUGCCACCGGAAUUUUGACUGAAAAGCGUUUUGUCUAUUUUGCAUUUGUUUUCAAUAAUUUAUGUUUUCUUGUCUAGUUUUUAUUUAUCAAGCAUAAACCAUUUCGGACUUUCCAUAAAGUGUUUCCAGUUUCCCUAACCAGUGUUUAUGUUGAAGUCUGUGUGAUAACCAUGUCGAAUGUUGUGAAAUUUACCUACGUAUGUAUGUAUGUUGAACUUCUUUCGCAUCGCACGUAGCCAACUGUGCUAAUCGGAGGUGCUUAUGAUGGACACAAGUGCUGUAUCCAGUUGUUUUUUAGAAAGUUUGGAUAUUGUAAAAUCUCAUACAUAGAAAAAAACUAUUCUGGGUAUUGAUGUGAAGCAACGUUUUAACUCUUUGGUUCUUUCGGUAAAGUCACGUAGAAAGAAAAAAUCAUAGAUUAAAUAAUAGCAUACGACGUUUCGAUUGCAACACAAGCAAUCAUCAGGUGCAAAUGAAAGAGAAAACAAAACCUAGUAAACUUAGAAAUAUAAUGUAAUACAACACAGAUAGUCGGCUAACAUAACAGUCAACACCCUAUCUGGUUGAUUAGGUUCUUCCAAAGAUUGCUAAAUUUAAGAGAGAGAUUAAACACAGAACAGGAGACACAGACAGACACGUAAGCAGAGAGAGAUAACACAGACAGAGAGACAAACACAUAGGCACACAGUGCUGUGUGCCUGAUGAUGAUUGCUUGUGUUGCAAACGAAACGUCGUAUGCUAUUAUUUAAUUUAUUAUUUUCUCUUUCUACGUGACUUUACCAAAAGAACCAAAGAGUAAUUCCUGCAGUCACGAAAGCGCCAAAUCAACGAUUUAACUGCUAAGAAAUGAAGCUGCGCUCUACUUAAACCCGCAUCUUCGUGGGAGAACAGGCGAGAUUGGGAGGACAUCAUCGUCACAGCGGUAGCUGAAGAGGAUCGUAGUGCAGUACAACUCCCCAAGGCACAGGAGCCCCGAGCAGCGGCGUUGGCCUUGCCGCAAGCUGGCAGAGGAGUGGCCACUUGGCGCGGGUUCUCUGCCGGCCAGUGGCCACCACAGCAUCACUCGAGUUCUAAUGACAUCUACCAUGCCAGCUCAGACGUUACCCUCUUUAACAACAACACGACAUAAUGGACAUCGUUGUGGAGAAUGUGUAACGAUAUAUAUAAGCAGACAAUGCACCUUCCCAUAUCUGUAUCGACACACAAAAACACGUGUUAUGUCUCGUCAGCACUACGACGUGGGAGUUCAUCAUUUUGGCAAAAUUGGUUCAGUCCAAGCCAAGUCUGGACCGGUUUCAACAUACUGUACAGAUGUUAAAUGCUACAUUUCCCUUUGGCAGGGGUUUUCAAACGUUCCCAACUUGCGACCCACCUGAGUAGCCAGAUAACGUUGUGGGACCCGUGCCUAGUGAGCCAGUCUGAAAAGCAGGGUGGCUGGUGACUUCUAAGUUAGAGGCACAAGUACAAACUUAGACACAAACACAGACACGGAGAGACAUACGAAAACACUCAUGCAGUUGGGCAAAUUCUUGUCGUAGAUCUUUGCUUGAUGUUAAGAUUAGGGCUCCUUUGUGGCGAGAUGUUAACUACCUCGCCUGGUAUGAAGGAGGUCGUGGGUUUGAUCCCGACCCUGACGCCUGCUGUAUUAUUGGAGAUUACAUCUUCUCCACGUGGUCGCGUGGAUUUUUCUCCGGAUCUUUUGGUUUUACCCUCCACAUUUAGAAUCAACAUGGGUUUAGAAUAUUUGGCUGCAGAGCCGGCCCAGCCACUAAGCGACCCUUGCACUUGCAAAGGGCCCCGUGGCCAGCAGAGGGCCCCCUAGAGUCACUGCUAGCUCGUGGGUGAAAAAAAUCAUACAUCAAAGGGGCCUCCAACCAAAUUUUGCUUAGGGCCCCCAAAGGUCUAGGGCCGGUUCUGUUUGGCUGCUAUAAAUUUCUGCACGAUAAGCCACUUCAUUGGGCUAUAAUUUGUGGCUAGGUCGCUUCUGAAAAAGAGCUACAUAGCUCCGUUGACCUUGGUAAAAUAAAGAAAGUUUAGUAUGAGAAAGGGAUUGUGAAUUCUCGCUUAAGCUCCAACGCAUUCCCACCCACCCAAUGGGCCCACGGCGAUUUGUUGCAUCGGUGUGCCCCGAAGAUCGAGCAAGCUGGUAAGUGUGUGCGUGUCGUAGAAUGAUACAGGUCAAGAGUCAAUGUGGUACACGCAAACACACAGAUCCCCCCGUAUAGCCUGAACACUGCUGAGGAAGUGCUGUUAGCGAGCAGCACCUAUGAAGGCUGACACGGCACACGAGGGGGGUGGGUGGCCAACACCACGCCUGGCUGCCUUUGUCUCCCUAGUGGCGAUGUUUACACACCGUACCAGGUACUCGUGUGCUGUUCACAAGCUCCCCCCCCCCCAACUCACUUUGGAAACCCGUAUAAGCAGUUGCAUUUUGCUUUUAUUUGUAUUUUAUUUUUAAUUUAAUUUUAUCAUUUUUAUUUUCUAUCUACGUAACUUUACCGAAAGAACUAAGAAUAUGAAAUCGCUUGCAGUUUACUUGCAGCUAGUUAGAAUACCUCAUAAGAUGGACAAUUGGUUAAUAUAUUGAUGUUCAUUAUUCGUACAUUUAGUUCUGAGAACCGUGUUGGGGUCGGGCAAGGGGGGGGGGGGUUACUCGGUUGCAACAAAAUCCAACAAGGGGGGUAUCAGCAGUAGCCAAACAAGGUUGAGAACCACCAUUGCUCUAUGGGACACUAUUGAUGUGUCCCUGAUUUGAAAAAAUAGCCAAAUUCCCAUUUGUAUAGAGCGAUUCCAGAUGAGCAUCAUCGUGACUGAGUGGUUCGCCAUCUAGGUAGCCAAUGCAUAAUACAGGAAUCCCAUUAGAAGUUGCCACAUCAUUCAUUGUUCAGUUUAACACGUAGGGCUUUCGCGACCGAUAUCAUCAAUAUAGGUUUUUGGGUUAUAUCGUGUAAAUAUUGUGGGUUUACUCUCCAAUACACCGGUGUGCUGUACUAGUGUAGGGGAUGUCCCAGCCAUCCUCACGCACUCAAACCACGCAGACACGCAAUCUCCGCACUCAACAUAGCACACACCAUUCACACGCACAGAAAUACACUAGACGGGGGUCGGGAUUAAAGGCCACUAACGUCACAUGCACACGGCGCGCGAGACGGAGAUGUGUAUUAGGAUGGAGGGUUUAAAAGGGGCUGUGAAACGCGUG
This is a messenger RNA of Lethenteron reissneri (Far Eastern brook lamprey), 6478 nucleotides long. Its product is annotated as B-cell lymphoma 6 protein homolog. Gene Ontology annotation, molecular function: RNA polymerase II cis-regulatory region sequence-specific DNA binding; DNA-binding transcription factor activity, RNA polymerase II-specific. Lineage: Eukaryota; Metazoa; Chordata; Hyperoartia; Petromyzontiformes; Petromyzontidae. The record is from RefSeq and is a predicted model, not a curated record. Gene Ontology annotation, biological process: regulation of transcription by RNA polymerase II.